Messenger RNA from Erinaceus europaeus (western European hedgehog), 1783 nucleotides. It is a transcript of the gene NELFA, whose product is annotated as negative elongation factor complex member A. Lineage: Eukaryota; Metazoa; Chordata; Mammalia; Eulipotyphla; Erinaceidae. The transcript has 11 exons. Gene Ontology annotation, biological process: negative regulation of transcription elongation by RNA polymerase II. The record is from RefSeq and is a predicted model, not a curated record. Gene Ontology annotation, cellular component: NELF complex. The coding region runs from base 54 to 1640 and encodes 528 amino acids.
GGCGGCGCGCGGGCGUGCGCGUGAGGGGCCGGCGCGGCGGCGCGCGCCCCAAGAUGGCGUCGAUGCGGGAGAGCGACACGGGCCUGUGGCUGCACAACAAGCUGGGCGCCACCGACGAGCUGUGGGCGCCGCCGAGCAUCGCGUCGCUGCUCACGGCCGCCGUGGUCGACAACAUCCGCCUCUGCUUCCACGGGCUGUCGUCCGCCGUGAAGCUCAAGCUGCUGCUCGGGACGCUGCACCUCCCGCGCCGCGCGGUGGACGAGAUGAAGGCGGCCCUGACAGAGAUCAUCCAGCUCGCCAGCCUGGACUCGGACCCCUGGGUGCUCAUGGUCGCUGACAUCCUCAAGUCUUUUCCGGACACCGGCUCUCUCAACCUUGAGCUGGAAGAGCAGAACCCCAACGUUCAAGACAUCCUGGGAGAGCUGAGAGAAAAGGUGGGCGAGUGUGAGGCCUCCAUCAUGCUGCCGCUAGAGUGCCAGUACCUGAACAAAAACGCUCUGACCACACUCGCCGGGCCCCUCACGCCCCCGGUGAAGCACUUCCAGCUGAAGAGGAAACCCAAGAGCGCGACGCUCCGGGCUGAGCUCCUGCAGAAGUCCACGGAGACGGCCCAGCAGCUCAAGAGGAGCGCGGGGGUGCCUUUCCAUGCCAAGGGCCGCGGGCUGCUCCGCAAGAUGGACACAACAACCCCGCUCAAAGGUAUCCCGAAGCAGGCGCCCUUCCGGAGCCCUACCACGCCCAGCGUCUUCAGCCCUGCGGGGAACCGGACCCCCAUCCCACCUUCGCGGACGCCUCUUCGGAAGGAGAGGGGAGUGAAGCUUCUCAGCAUCUCGGAGCUGGAUAAGGUCGGGGCCGGCCGGGAGGCAAAGAGGAGGAGGAAGACGCUGGACACGGAAGUGGUGGAAAAGCCCGCCAAGGAGGAGACGGUCAUCGAGAACGCCACCCCUGACUAUGCGGCCGGCCUCGUGUCCACGCAGAAACUCGGGUCUCUGAACGAGCCCACGAUGCCCUCCGUGAGCUACUUGCCCGCCACGCCCAGCGUGGUGCCGGCUUCCUCCUACAUCCCCAGCUCUGAGGCGCCUCCAGCCUCAUCUUCACGGGAAGCCACCUUGCAGGCCGGCCGGCCAGCUGAGGAGCCCAGCACGCCGAGCCCUGCGCAGUUCAAGCAGCGGGCACCCAUGUACAACAGCAGCCUAAGCCCAGCCACGCCCGCGCCCACCACACCCACCUCACCCCUCACACCCACCACGCCACCUGCUGUCACCCCUGCUGCACAGACCCCUCCCGUGGCCAUGGUGGCCCCGCAGACCCAGCCCCCUGCCCAGCAGCAACCCAAGAAGAACCUGUCCCUCACGAAGAAGCAGCUCUUUGCAGCACAGGAAAUGUUCAAGACAGCCAACAAAGUCACACGUCCCGAGAAGGCCCUAAUCCUGGGCUUCAUGGCUGGCUCACGAGAAAACCCAUGCCAGGAGCAGGGCGACGUGAUCCAGAUCAAGCUGAGCGAGCACACAGAGGACCUGCCCAAGUCUGACGGCCAGGGCAGCACCACCAUGCUGGUAGACACUGUGUUUGAGAUGAACUACGCCACAGGCCAGUGGACACGCUUCAAGAAGUACAAGCCCAUGGCCAACGUGUCCUAGGGCGCCUGAGCUCAGCCUCGUAGUGGGGGUGGGGUGUGGACUUUUUAAAUCUUAGUGUGGGUUACCAUUUUUGUGUAAGACUUUUUUGGAUUCAAUAUUACACAUUGAAUGUUGACCACAAAAAUUAUGACUUCCUAAUUUCA